Molecule: messenger RNA, 2704 nt
Organism: Brienomyrus brachyistius
Lineage: Eukaryota; Metazoa; Chordata; Actinopteri; Osteoglossiformes; Mormyridae
Product: melanocortin receptor 4-like
Exons: 2
Coding region: 974-1963 (329 amino acids)
Biological process (GO): G protein-coupled receptor signaling pathway
Cellular component (GO): membrane
Molecular function (GO): melanocyte-stimulating hormone receptor activity
Source: RefSeq, a predicted model, not a curated record
UUCCAAUCACGGUCCUCGAGGUCCGAGUGCUGUUCAUCUUCCAGUCGUCCUUUACCUAUGAGCCAAGUGUGAAGCCAAUCAUAACCAGUAAUUAUUAAACUAACUAACUGGGAGAACUGAAAACACGGCCUGGAUUCGGACUCUAGGGCCAGAUUUGAAGAGCCCUGGUUUAGAGGUUACGGACAAAUCUGGAGCAGCUAUGAUGUCUCCGUCUCGUACCUCAGGCUGUACAGAACUGGUUCAUUGAACAGACACCCACCAAGCAACAGAGCGUCUGUCCAACUGGGUGAUUCAGAACGAAGGAUUUCAGUUUCAGUCACAUAACAGUCGUUCCUGGGGUCUCAUUAGAAUCAUUAGAAUGUGACUAUUUAUCUUUUUUAGUUUCCUCUCACUCCAAAGACAUGUAAUAUUAUUUUUCUCCUUCCUGUUACCUUAGGAACUGUUAAUGCAUCUGGAAAACUCUCAAAACAAGAACCCAAACAAAGAAACUUUAAAGAAUUAGUUCUUUAGUCCUCCUUAGUUUGCUUCAAAGCCCAUUAACUAGAUCCAGCUCGGCUGUCAGACCCCAAGACACACAUGUACACAAAGCCUACCACCCCCUGCCUGUCCUGAUUGGCUGCGGGGAGAGCAGUGGGAGGAGCCAGAUGCGAGAGUGACGAAGCACAUCCCAUAAAGCCCAAGGCCGGCUGAGCUCGCCUACCGAGCUGGGGGGAUGAGCAUUCACAAGGAGGUGUUCCGGGGCUGCUUGUGGAUUGGUGGGGAGCUUAGCAGGGGGUGUAUAGUGGGGGGUCAGGGGAGCAGGUAGAAAGCCUCCCCAGAGGUAGGGCAGGGGGAGCAGCAGCUUGUGUUCAGUUGCACUAUGCCCAGGCACCAUCUGCUCCCACGUGGAGAAGAGAAGCCCUGGUAGAGGCAUCUCCUGGACUGAAUAUCAAGAAGAAGAUCGUGGCAAAAAAGCUUAGCCUUGAUCUGGAAGAUGAAUGUCUCUCAUCAAGGGCCCAUCCAUCCCAGGAACCUGAGUUUGGGUACCUCCAGCAAUGAAUCCACCGGAGGAAAGGGCCCCUCGUCCUCCGGCUGCUAUGAGCAGCUCCUGAUCUCCACAGAGGUCUUCUUGACCCUGGGCAUCAUCAGCCUGCUGGAGAACAUCUUGGUGGUCACCGCCAUCGUCAAAAACAAGAACCUGCACUCGCCCAUGUACCUGUUCAUCUGCAGCUUGGCUGUGGCGGACAUGCUGGUCAGUGUCUCCAAUGCCACGGAGACCAUCGUCAUAGCACUGAUCACCAACGACGAGCUGAACAUCCGCGUCAGCCUCAUCAAGAGCAUCGACAACGUAUUCGACUCCAUGAUCUGCAGCUCGCUGCUGGCUUCCAUCUGCAGCCUGCUGGCCAUCGCCGUGGAUCGCUACGUCACCAUCUUCUACGCGCUGCGCUACCACAACAUCGUGACGGUGCGGAGGGCGGCGGCCAUCAUCACCUGCAUUUGGGCGUGCUGCACGGUGUCGGGGGUGCUCUUCAUCGUCUACUCGGAGAGCACCACCGUGCUCAUCCUCCUCAUCACCAUGUUCUUCGCCAUGCUGGCCCUAAUGGCGUCCCUCUACGUGCACAUGUUUCUCUUGGCACGUCUGCACAUGAAGCGCAUCGCCGCCUUGCCAGGCAGCGCCCCCGUGUGGCAGGCGGCCAACAUGAAGGGCGCCAUCACUCUCACCAUCCUGCUGGGCGUCUUCGUGGUGUGCUGGGCCCCCUUCUUCCUUCACCUCAUCCUGAUGAUCUCCUGCCCGCGGAACCCCUACUGCGUCUGCUUCAUGUCGCACUUCAACAUGUACCUCAUCCUCAUCAUGUGCAACUCCGUCAUCGACCCCAUCAUCUACGCCUUUCGCAGCCAAGAGAUGAGGAAGACCUUCAAGGAGAUCUUCUGCUGCUGGUACGGCCUCACCAGUUCCUGCAUCUGCGAAAUGCCCAGUGGCUGACGGUGCUUCAAAGAGAAACGACAACAUUCGCUUUUGACGCCUUAUGCCCAGUUUAACGUUCCCCUCACUUCUCGAUAACGCGGUAGUUUGUGUCGCCUUCCCUCCUCAGGAGGUAGGUCGGCUGAUGGAAAGACAGACUAUUUCCGGUGGAUGUGCUUUCUAAUUUAAAAAAAAAUGCAUUCUGUGUCACGCAGAACAGCCUGGCUGCAGCUAUGACAUGUAUUAAAAACAUCCAUUUGGAUGCGGUCGAAGAGGAAAGAAAACCGAACAUGUCAAAAUGUUCAGCUUUAUUUACGAGGACAAAGCGCAAACGGAAUAAUUUGGCACAAAUAUAUGGUGACGCACUUUAUAGGACAAACACGCAUACCGAUAGGUGUAUGGAUCGGAAAACUAUAAAAAUGAAAUGUUUGCAUGGCCGCUUUUGUGUUUCAUCGCACAGUUUAUGGCUGAAACGAACAAAUUAUCAAUUUCUGUAAACAUGAAACACGUAUAAAUAGUUAUGCGAUCCGAAUGUGGCAGCUUCUGGUUUCCCGGUGUCCGCGUAAAGUUGCGCGUUUGCGGAUCUGUGUGCGCUUUCCGUGUGACCUGAGCGCGGAAAUUCUCCGGCCGGCUUCCCUGUCCCUGUCAUUCCUGUGUAUGUAGUGUUAUCAGGCUGCUUGUUGUCCUUAUCCUGUGAAAUAACGAGCUUUCAUUAUCGAUGUCGGAGUGGGUAUAGUUUUAAUAAAUAUGAUUUGUCUUUUU